UAUUUACGUGCCAGAUAGCUUCCAACGUCGUUUCCAUGCGUCCCGGGGCAAGUAAACAUUUCCGCUGUGUCGCGAUGGACUCAAACAAGGACGAAGCAGAUCGGUGCAUUAAAAUAGCCCUAAUUGCGGUCAGCAACAACCAGCCGGACAAAGCCAGGAAGUUUCUGGAGAAAGCACAGCGCCUGUUUCCGACAGAUCAGGCCAAAAACUUAUUGGAGACGUUAGCGCAGAAUGGUAAGCCGCCGGACGAGAAUGGCGGUCCUGUGAACAGAGACGGACCCGCUAUGAGGCACCGCAGCCACCGAGAGGAGGCUAAUAAUUCCGCACAGGGGGCCACAGACUCGGCCAAACCAUACACUGCAGAGCAGCUGGAUGCCGUCAGAAAGAUUAAGAGCUGUAAAGAUUAUUACCAAAUUCUGGGAGUUGAAAAGACAGCCUCUGAGGAGGAUCUUAAAAAGGCUUACAGGAAACUGGCUCUGAAAUUUCAUCCAGAUAAAAAUCACGCACCUGGAGCCACAGAGGCAUUUAAAGCUAUUGGUAAUGCCUAUGCAGUGCUGAGUAACACUGAGAAACGAAGGCAGUAUGACCAGUAUGGAGAGGAGCGAUCAAACCCAAGCAGACACAGGCACCAUCGUGAUUUUGAAGCGGACAUCUCACCCGAGGACCUCUUCAACAUGUUCUUUGGUGGCGGCUUCCCAUCGAGUAACGUACACGUUUACAGAAAUGGAAGAAUGCACUUUGCACAUCAUAAUAGGCAAGAAAGACGAGAACAACAGAGAGAUGGAGGUCUUGCUCUUUUUGUCCAGCUGAUGCCCAUCUUAAUCCUCAUCAUUGUUUCCGCUCUCAGCCAAAUGAUGGUCACCCAGCCCCCCUACAGCCUUAGCUACCGCCCGUCAGCCGGACAUAUUCACAAAAGGCAUACUUCAAACUUGAAGGUGCUUUUCUAUGUGGGAGACCGUUUUAAUGAAGAAUUUUCUGGGAAUAACCUGAAGAAUGUUGAGAGAAGUGUAGAAGAAGACUACAUCUCCAACCUCAGAAACAACUGUUGGAAGGAGAAGCAGCAGAAGGAAGGCUUACUGUAUCGUGCUCGUUACUUUGGGGAUUCUGAGUUGUAUCAAAGGGCACAGAGAAUGGGGACUCCCAGCUGUUCCAGACUAUCGGAGAUUCAGGUUAUGUUGGAUGGCUAGAAACCACUCGCACACAUACGGGUUCGUCUGUACUUGAAUCUAAUUAGAAGAAAUCGGUCGGAGCCCACUCAAAUUGGAGCAUUUCUGCAGCAAACCAAGAGAAUCAAAAAUGCCUUACGUGCAGUGGGCAGCAGACCUCAUCAGGGAACCUCUCUGCAGCUUGGUGUAGAUUGACUUCCUGUAGAACUGUGAGAAGCUUUGAGUUGACUGCUGACAUUUUCUUACUCUAGUGUCUUCAGGAUGGUGAGAGACCGCUUGGCGUCACGGUAGAAAGUAAAAGCAUAGUUGUGUAUCUGAACGGUAAACGAAGCUGCUAAGAUAAGCUGUCCCAGUCUUUUUGUUUUCCUUUCAACAUUUUGAGAAACCUCAUGGCCUUCUCAAAGACAGACGUCUGAGCCACUCACAAGGAAAGUGUGUAAUUUUUAUAGUUCUUACCAAUGUAAAUAUUCAUUUUACUUUUAACAGUGCAGGGUUUGUUGGAGUUAAUAUCAUUUACUAUAAUGUUAUUAUGUGGAUUUGCUUGUAGCCUGUUGGAUCAUAAGUAUUGAAAAUCAUUGCACAAAUGAAAGUAAACCAUAUUUAUUAAAUUAACAUGCUAAAACUGUAUGGAAGUUUCAUUGAAUUAAAUUUGUCUGAUGGUU
Messenger RNA from Micropterus dolomieu (smallmouth bass), 1828 nucleotides. RefSeq names its product DnaJ heat shock protein family (Hsp40) member B12a (gene dnajb12a). Gene Ontology annotation, biological process: cellular response to misfolded protein. The record is from RefSeq and is a predicted model, not a curated record. Lineage: Eukaryota; Metazoa; Chordata; Actinopteri; Centrarchiformes; Centrarchidae. Gene Ontology annotation, molecular function: Hsp70 protein binding. Gene Ontology annotation, cellular component: endoplasmic reticulum membrane. The coding region runs from base 36 to 1187 and encodes 383 amino acids. The transcript is spliced from 9 exons.